Messenger RNA from Otolemur garnettii (small-eared galago), 3591 nucleotides. It is a transcript of the gene CAMK2G, whose product is annotated as calcium/calmodulin dependent protein kinase II gamma. Gene Ontology annotation, cellular component: neuron projection; cytoplasm. Bases 134 to 1573 code for a protein of 479 amino acids. Gene Ontology annotation, molecular function: calmodulin binding; calcium/calmodulin-dependent protein kinase activity; ATP binding. The transcript has 18 exons. Gene Ontology annotation, biological process: protein phosphorylation. Lineage: Eukaryota; Metazoa; Chordata; Mammalia; Primates; Galagidae. The record is from RefSeq and is a predicted model, not a curated record.
UCCCCGGUAAAGUCUCGCGGUGCUGCCGGGCUCAGCCCCGUCUCCUCCUCUUGCUCCCUCGGCCGGGCAGCGGUGACUGUGCACCGACGUCGGCGCGGGCUGCACCGCCGCGUCCGCACGCCCGCCCGCCAGCAUGGCCACCACCGCCACCUGCACCCGCUUCACCGACGACUACCAGCUCUUCGAGGAGCUCGGCAAGGGUGCUUUCUCUGUGGUCCGCAGGUGUGUGAAGAAAACCUCUACGCAAGAGUAUGCAGCAAAAAUCAUCAAUACUAAGAAGUUGUCUGCCCGGGAUCACCAGAAACUAGAACGUGAGGCCCGGAUAUGUCGACUUCUGAAACAUCCAAACAUUGUUCGCCUCCAUGACAGUAUUUCUGAAGAAGGGUUUCACUACCUCGUGUUUGACCUUGUUACCGGUGGGGAGCUGUUUGAAGACAUUGUGGCCAGAGAGUACUACAGUGAAGCAGAUGCCAGCCACUGUAUACAUCAGAUUCUGGAGAGUGUUAACCACAUCCACCAGCAUGACAUCGUCCAUAGGGACCUGAAGCCUGAGAACCUACUGCUGGCGAGUAAAUGCAAGGGUGCUGCUGUCAAGUUGGCUGAUUUUGGCCUAGCCAUUGAAGUACAGGGAGAGCAGCAGGCUUGGUUUGGUUUUGCUGGCACCCCAGGUUACUUGUCCCCUGAGGUCUUGAGGAAAGAUCCCUAUGGAAAACCUGUGGAUAUCUGGGCCUGCGGGGUCAUCCUGUAUAUCCUCCUGGUGGGAUACCCUCCCUUCUGGGAUGAGGAUCAGCACAAGCUGUAUCAGCAGAUCAAGGCUGGAGCCUAUGAUUUUCCAUCACCAGAAUGGGACACAGUGACUCCUGAAGCCAAGAAUUUGAUCAACCAGAUGUUGACCAUAAACCCAGCAAAGCGCAUUACAGCUGACCAGGCUCUCAAGCACCCAUGGGUUUGCCAACGAUCCACAGUGGCAUCCAUGAUGCAUCGUCAAGAGACCGUAGAGUGCUUGCGCAAGUUCAAUGCCCGGAGAAAACUGAAGGGCGCCAUCCUCACCACCAUGCUUGUCUCCAGGAAUUUUUCAGCUGCCAAAAGCCUAUUGAACAAGAAGUCAGACGGCGGUAAGGAGAAGACGGAAUUUAACAGUAAAGUGGUGGAUUUUUUUCCCUCCACAGUGCGAAAACAGGAGAUCAUUAAGAUUACAGAACAGCUGAUUGAAGCCAUCAACAAUGGGGACUUUGAGGCCUACACGAAGAUUUGUGAUCCAGGCCUCACUUCCUUUGAGCCUGAGGCCCUUGGUAACCUCGUGGAGGGGAUGGAUUUCCAUAAGUUUUACUUUGAGAAUCUCCUGUCCAAGAACAGCAAGCCCAUCCAUACUACCAUCCUAAACCCACACGUCCACGUGAUUGGGGACGACGCAGCUUGCAUCGCCUACAUCCGCCUCACCCAGUACAUCGACGGUCAGGGUCGGCCUCGCACCAGCCAGUCAGAGGAGACUCGGGUCUGGCACCGCCGGGAUGGCAAGUGGCUCAAUGUCCACUAUCACUGUUCAGGGGCCCCUGCUGCACCGCUGCAGUGAGCUCAGCCACAGGGGCAUUAGGAGAUUCCAGCUGGAGGUCGAACCUUCGCAGCCAGUGGCUCUGGAGGGCCUGAGUGACAGCGGCAGUCCUGUUCGUUUGAGGUUUAAAACAAUUCAAUUACAAAGCGGCAGCAGCCAAUGCACGCCCCUGCAUGCAGCCCUCCCGCCCGCCCUUCGUGUCUGUCUCUGCUGUACCGAGGUGUUUUUUACAUUUAAGAAAAAAAAAAGAUUGUUUAAAAAAAAAAAUGGAAUUCGUACCAUGACGCGUUUUAAAACCACCGAUAGCCCUUGGGCUGGCAAGAAGGCAGGAAUUUAUGUGAUGCCUAUCCUGGCAUGAGCAGUGGGCUCACCCACCAGCCCUGAAGAGAUGAGCUCGGCCUCUGGCUCCCAUGGACUCAGGGGGACCAGGCAAGAACUCUGACAGAGCUUUGGGGUCCGUGAUGUGUGACUGUAGCUCCUGAGGUAGCCUGCUUACCCUACGUCUAGGAAUCGACUUCUUCAGAACUUGAUAGGAGCCUAGGAGGAGGCUGAUGAGAACAUCAUGGCCAUCAGAUCUACUUGGGAGAGAACACAGAGCUGCAGCCUGCUCUGGAGGUAGCUGAGAAGCAGUGGCCUCAGGACUGAGGGCCAGGACGUUGCUGUACUGUUUUAUUGAAUGCAGAAGGGAAGAGAAUUGGUGCUGCAGAAGUGUGUCCGCUGCGAAGCUGAUGAGAAACCUCAUGCUAGUCUGACAUGCACUCACUCAUCUAUCUCUAUAGGAUGCACCAUGCACGUGGGCCCUGAUAUUGAGGCCCGACCCCUGCAGCUAGGAAGGGGAAGGGGUUACUGCUUUGCUUUGUGUUUGUUUUCUUAUAACUUAGCCAGGAGAGCACUGGGCCCUAGUCAAGGCCCCCCUUGCCACCUUUGGCACUUGUUUCUGUAUGGAUCUGAACCAUCUUUGUCUUGCCUUUUCAUGGUGGUGGUCCCCUUGCUGACCCUCAUCUGGGCCUGGGUUCCCCCACCAAGUGCCCCUGUGGGAUGGGAGGAGUGAGGCAGUGGGAUAAGAGGUGGUGACUGUUUCUAUGCAUUCAGGCUGCCCUCAGGGCAGCCUCCCUUCUUACUCUUGCUGCACGCACAUCUCUUUUCCUGUCUGCUCUGGCAAGAAGAAGAGGUGUCUUCCUUAAAGAGGCCUCUUUACUGACCAACUGAAGUAUAGACUUAAUGCUGGACAAUCUGCAUGGGCAUCACCCCCCCCCCCAUAUACACCUGCAUGUAUCCAAAAGAGGUGUCCAGAGCCAAGGCUUCUACAUUCAUUGUCCCUCUUUGUGCCCAAGGAGUUCCAUUCCAGGAGGGAAAGAUCUAUGCCCUAAGCAGAAAGCAGAGAAGAUAAUAGAAGGAGCAAUUGGUAAUGGCUUUGGUUUCUCCCAGACAACUCUGCAGAUUUAUCUGCACAAACAUCUGCGCUUUGGGGGGAAAGGUGGGUAGACUCCAGCUCCCUGGACUACCUUCCAGAGGCACAAGAGCUAGGAGAAGAGGCAAUGCUACAGGUUUACUUUGGAGCAAGCUGAGAAGAGAGCAGACUCACAGGUGCUGGUGCUUGGAUUUAGCCAGGCUCCUCCGAGCACCUCAUGCAUGUCCCAGCCCCUGGGCCCUGGCCCUGGCCCUCUCCUGCCCUGCAGCCUGCAGUGCCAGCACGCAGAUCCCUUCACCAUAGGGUUUGGUUUUGGCUGGCUUGAAGACAAAUGGUCUUAGAGUUCAUUGAGACCCAUAGCUUCAUAUGGCUGCUCCAGCCCCACUUCAUAGCAUUCUUACUCCUCUUCUGGGGCUAAUGUCAGCAUCUAUAGACAAUAGACUAUUUAAAAAAAAAAAAAAUCACCUUUUAAACAGGAAAUGGAAGGCAUUUGAUGCAGAAUUUUUGCAUGAUGACAUAGAAAUAAUUUAAAAAUAGUGUUUGUUCUGAAUGUUGGUAGACCCUUCAUAGCUUUGUUACAAUGAAACCUUGAACUGAAGAUAUUUAAUAAAAUAACCUUUAAACAGUC